This is a messenger RNA of Ananas comosus (pineapple), 754 nucleotides long. RefSeq lists its product as uncharacterized. The transcript is spliced from 3 exons. NCBI's taxonomy places the organism in Eukaryota, Viridiplantae, Streptophyta, Magnoliopsida, Poales, Bromeliaceae. The record is from RefSeq and is a predicted model, not a curated record. The annotation marks the transcript as partial.
CCGCUGCUGCCGCCGCCGCCCGGGUCGGAGCCAAUCGCUUCGCCGUUCCCCGGGGCCGAAGUCCGUCGUGCUACCAGGCGGCCCCUCGCGGAGCCUGUCGCCAGCGGCAUCACCCGGACCGACGGCGAACUCUGCGGUCAAAGCGCCGACACCUGCCAGUCACUGCAGUCGCCGCUGCCUAUUCCGUCGGAACUGCAGCAGUCAAGGAGGAGACGUAGGCCGGUGCGGCCGAGCACGUCUGACAGGAUUCCUCCUCCAUUCCCCUGGGCUGGAGAUCACCGCGCCACCGUGCGGCCCCUUGCAGAGCUCUCUGCCAGCGGCAUCACCCAGAUCAAGGGCGAACUCUGCUGCCGAAGUUGCGACGCCCACGAGGUGGUGACCUACGACCUGCUGUCCAAGUUCGAGGAGGAUGUGAAGCCGCUGUACCGGCGGGUGCAGGAGUACGAGAGUGACCGCGCGUCGGACAGUCUGCUAAACCCGAAGUACAGGGACUGCCCGUCAUGCGGGCUGCAGAGGGGGAUGCGGCCGGUGGUGGCGCAGAGGAAGCGGGACAUCAACUGGCUGUUCAUGCUGCUUGACGGCACCCUCGGCUGCCUCAACAUGAAGAUCCUCGCCUACUUCUGCCGCCGCAACGGCUGCCACAGCACCGGCGCCAGGGACCGCAAACUCUACUAUGCCUUCACCGGCCUCUGUGUUCAGCUCAUGCGGAAUCAAGAAUAAAUUCUUUUUUCUUUUUCUUUUUUUUUUGAGAGAU